CCUCUCAUACGGAUACGGUUCUCUGAUUCACGGUUUCUCUGUCUUCCUUUUUCUUUUUCUCUCUCUCAUAGGGUUCGAGAAUCUCAAUUUCUAAGCCUCCAUUGAUUCCUUUGCGAUCGUGAUCCAUCACUUUUACCUGGCGAAGAUGGAGAAUACGAGCUUCGUGUCCUGCGAGAAGCUCGAUCGUAUGGCGAAUUGGCUUGGCACGAGCGUCGCCUCGGCGUUCUUCGCUUCUCUGGAGCGGUGUUCCUGCAUAAACCUGAGUACGAACGACUCCGACGAAGAUGAGGAGGCGAAGGAUCGGCCCCUAAUGUUCACUAAGCCGAUGAUCCACGACGGGCCUGAGGAGAACGCUUAUGCCGACAAGCUUCCGCCCGUUUGAAGCUAUUCUAUUCCAUUUCACUCCUACUUUUUGUUUAGGGUAAACUGUUGUUGUUUUUCUGGUGUUCGGUUGGCGGCGAUACAUUUUUAUAAGAAUUGAUUUCUCUGUAUAAUUUCUCGUUUGGUGUUAUUUUUUUUCCAGGUUAUGAUGAAUUCUUUUACUUUUAAA
Molecule: messenger RNA, 550 nt
Organism: Dendrobium catenatum
Lineage: Eukaryota; Viridiplantae; Streptophyta; Magnoliopsida; Asparagales; Orchidaceae
Exons: 1
Coding region: 146-382 (78 amino acids)
Source: RefSeq, a predicted model, not a curated record